AUGGUUUUGGCUCACUUUCUCGGCUAUGAGCCAGCCGGCUCACUUAAUCUCCAUGAAAUGGACAGCGAUUCGGAAUCCUCAAUGGAAGACGAGUUGCGAAUUCCAGUGUUCAUGGUGUUAUUUGUGUUGCUGGCCUACACAGCUAUUGGAGGUUUUUUGUUUCAAUCAUGGGAAGGACUGCAAUAUUUCGAGGCAUUUUAUUUUUGUUUCAUUACCAUGGCCACAGUAGGUUUUGGCGAUAUCGUUCCUACUGAACAGGUUUAUAUGUUUUUCACAAUGGCAUACAUAAUUUUUGGACUUUCCUUAGCAACUAUGUGUAUUGACUUAGCGGGUACUGAAUACAUUAGAAAAAUCCAUUACCUUGGCAGCAAAAUGGAAGAUGCUAAGGGCGCUGUCAUUUCCGGCCUCCAAGUCGGUGAACAUAUACUGAAACAUACCGGUAUUGAAGUGAUGAAAACAGCGGGUGGUAAAUUGGUGCAAGGUACGUCAAGCUUCACAAUACUCUCAUUUUCCGACUACUCAAACGCUAUUACAGUUCGUGGAGCAGUACUCAAUUCGAAGCAAGCUCGAGAACUGGGAGUGAAUUAUAUACUAGCUGAUCUACAAUAUCAACAGAAGAACAUUCUAUACGAGCCGUUAAGUCCAACAGUUGCAAAACUUGUUAAGGAAAGUAAUAUUAAGAUUUUACCAGACGACAUCACAGAGAAGGAUGGAUAUAUAGUACAAAACAAGAGUUAUGACAAACCGGCUCUGGCCAAAAAAGGAUAUGUUCGUGUCAGUGGGAACAUUAUUCACAGAAUUAUGGUUCCAAGAAGAGGUGGACCAUCACUUGUUGUUCCAUGCCUUAUAUAUAAAGAAACAGAUAUUUGA
Messenger RNA from Cooperia oncophora, 870 nucleotides. NCBI's taxonomy places the organism in Eukaryota, Metazoa, Nematoda, Chromadorea, Rhabditida, Trichostrongylidae. The record is from the annotation of a GenBank genome assembly.